Messenger RNA from Magallana angulata, 2165 nucleotides. RefSeq lists its product as uncharacterized. Lineage: Eukaryota; Metazoa; Mollusca; Bivalvia; Ostreida; Ostreidae. The record is from RefSeq and is a predicted model, not a curated record. The coding region runs from base 141 to 1544 and encodes 467 amino acids. The transcript is spliced from 2 exons. Gene Ontology annotation, molecular function: zinc ion binding.
UCGAUAGCGAUAAACUGGAAGUAACUCUUGUAUUUUUUCCCACUUUGAUCAGGUGGUCACAUUCAGAGCAGGAAUUUGGGGGCACGCCUACCAGAUAGUUAGAAAUUGUGAAAUUUCUUCUAAAAAAAGAUUGAACAACCAUGGAUCCCCUUUCUAGUGCCCAGGAUAUACCCCGAUGUGACCUGUGCGAGACCGCCAACGUACACAGCUACUGUGACUUUUGCCAUGUCAACCUAUGCAAGCCCUGCAUUGGAGAUCACAUCUCAGAUGGAUACGACAAACAUAAAAUAGUCCCUUUCAACGAACGAAGAUCAACUCUCAUUUAUCCAAUGUGUAAAAUACAUCCACACAAGAACUGUGAUUUUCAGUGUGAGGAUUGCGGAAACAUUUUUGUUUGUUCUUCCUGUACUGCAUCUAAACAGCACAAAGGACAUAACUUUGUAGAAGUUACAGAAGUUUUCAAGACAAAGAAAGACGAUAUAAAAAAAGAUAAACAAGAGUUCGAAAAUCAUAUUUCCCCUACAUAUGAAGAAAUUUCACGUGACUUGGAAAAUCAGCUUGCCAACCUGGAUGGAGGAUAUGAAAAACUUACAACAACAAUGUCCAAACAAGGAGAGCAAUGGCACAGAGAAAUCGACAUCAUCAUCAACAAAAUAAAAUCUGAAAUCAGCGAGAUAAAAGAGAAACACAGAGACAUUUUACAGAAACACUUGAAUGAAAUCAAACAGAUACAGUCUCUCAUAAAAGAAACAUUACAUACCAUAAGAAAAAUAGAGAAAUCCACUGAAGUAUCUUCAACCAUUGAAUACAGCUCUAAGAUCAGAGAGUUCAGGAAGCUUCCACCCAAGGUUCAGGUAUCACUGCCAACAUUCAUUCCAAAACCAAUAGACCGUGAGAAGCUGUAUAGUUUGUUUGGACAAAUCACCCCAUUAUCUACUGCUACAGAGGAAAAUGUCAUGUCACCGAACCAACCAAACACUUCAGUCAGAGAACUACUGGAUGAACCGGAGCUUGUUACCACAAUAAAGACUGGGUAUGGAUAUCUACGCAGUGUUACCUGUCUUAAUGAAGAGAAGAUAUGGACGAGUGGAAACCACAAUGAAAUCAAAUGCUUCAACAUUCAUAGUUCUCUCCUCCAGACAAUUAAAACUAAAUCAGAUAAUUUCCCCAGUGAUAUAGCUGUAGACAGUGAUGGGAAUCUAAUUGUCUCUGAUGGAGCAAUUAAAACAGUGUAUCAAGUAAAGAAUGGACAGACAGAAGUGUUGAUCAGAUUACAGGGAUGGGGUCCUAGUCAACUGUGUGUCACAUAUACUGGUGACCUCCUAAUUGCCAUGUUCAGUGAUAAUAAAACUCAAUCCAAAGUUGUUCGUUAUUCGGGAUCAACAGAGAAACAAACAAUUCGAUUUGAUGAUAAAGGUACACCUCUGUACUCAGGGAAUGAAAAAAUUAAAUAUAUCACAGAGAACAGAAACCAUGACAUCUGUGUAGCUGACUGGGCGGCUCGUGCAGUAGUGGUGGUUAAUCAGGACGGGAUACUCAGAUAGAGAUACACCGGUCAACCCUCAGUUACCAAGAUAAAACCAUUUAAACCCUAUGGUAUCACAACAGACAGUCAGAGUCAUAUCCUAACAGCAGACGGUAAGAACCUUUGUAUCCACAUUCUGGAUCAGAAUGGACAGUUUCUUCGUUACAUUGAUAACUGUGAUCUGGAGGAUCUUUGGGAUUUAUGUGUGGACAAUAAUGACAAUCUGUUUGUGUGCGAGUUCUACAAAGGCAAUGUAAAGAAAAUCAAAUAUCUAAAGUAGACAUCAUCAAUGAUAAAAAUGUGAUGAAAAUCAAACAAAAGUGGUCUUUUCUGACUUGUAUAUUGAAUUUCAUUGUCGGCACUUUCCAUGAAAUAGAUUUAAACUUUGCUUUUCUUUUUUAUACUAAUGAAUUCAUCGAUUCUAUUCUUUCAUUAUAUUAUUAAUUCUAUUUUCAAUAAAAAAUAUUUCCAAUCUACAUUUUUUAAGGUAAGUAGCAUUUGAGCGUUGUUUGCAUGUUAUAUACAGCUGUUGUACCUUAUCAAAUAAAUUGACAAGUGUCAUGAUCAUCAGUGUCACGUCAAUUACCAAGAUAGAUGUAGAUUUCGCAUGUUGCUCAGUCUUAUACAAACAAUAUACUGG